This is a messenger RNA of Torulaspora globosa, 2166 nucleotides long. It is a transcript of the gene EXO84, whose product is annotated as exocyst subunit EXO84. Lineage: Eukaryota; Fungi; Ascomycota; Saccharomycetes; Saccharomycetales; Saccharomycetaceae. The transcript has a single exon. Gene Ontology annotation, cellular component: exocyst. The record is from RefSeq and is a predicted model, not a curated record. Gene Ontology annotation, biological process: exocytosis; Golgi to plasma membrane transport; intracellular protein localization. The coding region runs from base 1 to 2166 and encodes 721 amino acids.
AUGGUGGAUUUUUCGUUGAAGAACAGGAACCAUGACAAGCAUCCUCGCCGGUUGUCACCAAAGGGCAAGAAUCCAGACUCAUUGACGAAGACUGAAGUAAAGCCUGGCAAAGGCAGCAGCAAUCCCUAUAGCGAGAUGAGUAUAACAGCUGACUAUUCACAGCUACCUACAAUUAAUGCCAAAGACAAGAAUAAGGUAGCCAGCUCGAUGCAAAGAAGAUUAUCAGUGCAUAAUCCCAAUUACGUACCGCCGAAACUGGACUAUUCGUUGCCUCUUCCGUCUAACGUAGUUAGCGGAGUCCAGUUUGAUCAGCCAAGGGAAGAACCAAAGCGGUUUGCGGUAAAUGGAUCAACACAGGGACAUCUGGGCGCGUCAACUGUGGACGGGCGUAAACAGGUAGAACCACCGGCCGCUAGACCACCACUUCCCGCUACAAUUAACUCGGCUACGUUACGAAAGAUGUUGGCGGAUCCCAAAUUCAAUGCGAAGACAUUCGUUCGAGAGUCGCUGGGAGAUGCGAGUGCGAUCGAGAUUGACAAGUUUACUUCUAAUCUCGGCGAACUGGCAGUUCAAAUACAAGAAGAAGCCAAGGACAACGUCAAUAAAUCCUACAACGAGAUCCUAACUGUCAACAGAGAUUUGGGCGUUGCUAGCAUUGAGUUGAAACAACUAAGAUCGAGCGUAAGCGAGCUAAGUGACAUGAUGCAGGAGUUCUUUGUGAUGGCGGGGAAGAGAUUACAGAUGGAGGAGCAUAAGGAGCGAUUUCAACGGUCAAGCUCAUCCGCAGAACUCCUCCCACCGGUUGGAGCCGACAGUCUGUCGAAUAAGAAGCGGGAUCGCAGCAGUGUUGCAAUCUUGGAGAAGAUCUGGGAUCAGCAGUUAACUACUCUCUUCAGGAACGUCGAAGGAGCUCAGAAGUACGUAGGAACCUCGCCAGGGAGACACAUAUUGACGGAAUCCAGUGAGUGGAUAGAGCUGAAUAUCGCUACAUUAAAGCCAUUGCAGAGCGUCCAUAUAUUCAUAUUGAGCGAUAUGGUUCUUGUGGCAAGUCGGCCAAAGGAGAAGCAAACGGACCUUGUAGUCGCUCAAUGUAGCCAUUUGAGGGAUGUGAGCGUUUCAUUUGAAGGAUCAUCUUCCAAAAGACUGUCUUUUACUUUUGGCCCCAGUACGAGAUGCAUCUACGAGACCCGGGAUCAACAAGAAGCUGCGCACCUGCUAAAUACUGUGAGGAAAGCCAAAGAUGACUUCCAUGAUAUACUACACGCUGAGGAAGAAAACGCAAAGAAAAUCAAGGAGUCUUUCAACCAUCUACAAUACUCGCAACAAACCCCAGUGAGAGAUGGGACUAAAAGUCCUGUGAAAAGUGUCAGAAGAAGCAUGGGAAGUGCUACACCCGGCAAAAGCGGCGGGGAAGAAAUGGACAAUUUCCUAUUUCAAAAGCUCAGUAUGACAAUGCACUCAAGGAGCCAUUCCCGCAAUGCUAAUCCGCUUGCUCCUAAACUGAAAUCACUAAGCAAUGGCGUUGAAGAGAUCGAUAUUGAACUGGGCAGAUUGAAGUUUGACAAAGCCGUCAGUGCCUUGAACGCGUUGGAGUCGCAAUUGAAGAGACUUGCUGAUCUAGGAGAGGACGAUGAUAUGAUGUUACACGGCCUGAUAACCUUAAAACUGGACCAGAGACGCGAAGCGGUAGCUUCCAAGCUCUCCCAAACAAUCUCCAGUACCUCAGAAACGGCACCAUUGCUACAUGCCGUGAAAAACAUGAUAAAACUAGGACUUCCAGAAGAUGGGCUAGAUCUAUUCUUGCAGAACAGAUCGAAUCUCAUAAAGAGCCUCAUUCUGCAGACAGGAUCUCUGGAUAACCCCACCAACUAUUUGAUACAGAUAGCCGUGAUCCGCUUCCAGAUUAUCAGGAAAACCGUGGUCAACUUUCGAGAUGUUUUCCAAGAAGAUAAAGAUAGGUUUUCGUCCACCUUGGUCAACUGGUGUCGAGAAGAAGUUGACAAACAUUUUGAACUGAUUGAAAAAUCCCUGCCCAGCGAUGAGGCGAUCUCACCUGCAUCGAUCAGAUCCUCCAGAAGGCAGAUCGACGGGCUCAGGUCAGUCGGAAUCGACUUUGUCUACAAACUUGACGAAUUUAUCAAGAAAAACAGCCACAAGAUACACUGA